AUGUCAAACGAGAUCCCCGGUCCGCCCGGCGUGCCGCUUCUGGGUAAUAUUUUUGAUGUCAAUCCGAAUGAGACCUGGAAUUCGCUGAACAAGCUGGCCAAGGAAUAUGGCCCCAUCUUCAAGAUCAAUGCCCUCGGCCACCAGAUCGUCUUCAUUGGCAGCGUCGCUCUCCUCGAGGAAAUCUGCGACCAGAAGCGCUUCCGCAAGUGUGUGACCGGCCCCGUUGUUGAAAUCCGCUACGCCGUCCACGACAGUCUGUUCACGGCUUACGAUGAUGAGAAGAGCUGGGGCAUCGCCCACCGCAUCAUGGCGCCCUACGUCACCCCCGAGGCGACCGACGCCGUCUACAAGGACAUGAUGGAGGUUGUCCCCGACCUGACCAACAAAUGGACCGCCAGCUCCAAGCAGCGCGUGCUGGCCACCCGCGACCUGGACGCUAUCCUUGUCGCCUCCUGCAACAAAUGCUUCUUCAACCAGCGCUACUACAGUCUGGACAAGGACAAGGACCAGAAGAAGACCCUCAACAUGGUCGACGCCUUCGAGGGUGCCACCAUGGAAGCCAUGAAGCGGCCCACCCGCCCCAAGCUGCUCAACUGGCUCUACCAUAGCAAAUUCUCGAACCAGACCAAGUUCAUGCGCAACUACUGCGCGGAAAUCGUCAAGAGCCGCAAGGAAACCCCCUCGCAGGUCCGCAAGGACUUGCUCGACGCCAUGCUCAACGGCGUCGACCCCGAGUCCGGCGAAAAGCUCAAGGACUCCCAGAUCAUCGACGAGAUUAUCUCCAUGUACAUCGGUGCCGCGACGGCCGCUAAUCUCCUCUCUUACGCCCUGUACUACCUGAUGAAGAACCCUGAAGCCAACAAAAAAGCCUGCGAGGAAAUCGACCGCAUCGUCGGCGACGGGCCCCUCGAGCUCGAGAAGCUGAAGCAACUCCACUACGUCGAGGCCUGCCUGCGCGAAUCCAUCCGUCUCUCCGCCACCGCCCCCGGCUUCAACAUCGAGCCCAUCCCGUCGGAAAACAAGGCCCCCGUCAUGCUGGCCGGCGGCGAGUACCAGAUCCCCCACAACCAGCCCAUGAUCGCCAUCCUGAACGCCGUCAACCGUGACCCCGCCGUCUUUGGCGAGGACUCUGAGGAGUUCCGCCCCGAGCGCGUGCUGGGUGAGAAGUGGGAUAAACUCCCUGCGGCUGCGAAGAAGGGCUUCGGUAAUGGCAAGCGUGAGUGCUUUGGUAAGGUCUGGGCUUGGCAGUGGUCUUUCUUCACUCUGGCCAGCAUUAUCAAGGAGUGCGAGUUUGAGCUUGCGGAUAAGAAUUAUAAGUUGACUUCCAAUGGCGCGUUUAGCAUUAAGCCUCUUGAGUUUAAUGUUCUUAUGAGUCCCCGGAAGAAGUGA
Messenger RNA from Penicillium argentinense, 1389 nucleotides. RefSeq names its product putative cytochrome P450. The record is from RefSeq and is a predicted model, not a curated record. The transcript is spliced from 2 exons. Gene Ontology annotation, molecular function: iron ion binding; oxidoreductase activity, acting on paired donors, with incorporation or reduction of molecular oxygen; heme binding. Lineage: Eukaryota; Fungi; Ascomycota; Eurotiomycetes; Eurotiales; Aspergillaceae. Bases 1 to 1389 code for a protein of 462 amino acids.